This is a messenger RNA of Sinocyclocheilus rhinocerous, 1238 nucleotides long. Its product is annotated as zinc finger and BTB domain-containing protein 16-like. Gene Ontology annotation, molecular function: DNA-binding transcription factor activity, RNA polymerase II-specific; protein binding; RNA polymerase II cis-regulatory region sequence-specific DNA binding. Gene Ontology annotation, biological process: regulation of transcription by RNA polymerase II. Bases 152 to 1234 code for a protein of 360 amino acids. The transcript has 3 exons. The record is from RefSeq and is a predicted model, not a curated record. NCBI's taxonomy places the organism in Eukaryota, Metazoa, Chordata, Actinopteri, Cypriniformes, Cyprinidae.
GUUGAGGUGGCGAUGCGUGUUAAUGCAUCUCUGUUGACUUGCUCGCGGCAGGACACAGCCUCCACCUUGAUCGCAUAGGCUGACAUGAGAUUUCUCAUCUCGAUAUCAAACCCGAUCAUCUCACUUCAGCUGCACCUUUCACUCUUUGAAGAUGAUCCGCAUUCAUAACCCUCACCACGUGCCAUUUCUGCAUCAGACGGAGCAGCUCCGCCAGGCAGGAACCCUUUGCGACACGCUUCUCACUGUGGAGGGCCUUACAUUUAAAGCCCACGCUCUGAUACUAGCGCUGGCGAGCAAACGGCUGAAGCGUCAGUUAACAAACCAGCACGGCCCAGGUCCAAGGUACUGCUGCAUCAUAGACAGAGUCUCUUCUCACACCUUCAAGCAAAUCCUGGACUAUGUGUACAGCGAAUCGCUGGAGGUGCCCAAAGAUGAUCUUGAGGAGCUGCUGAAGGGUGCCGAGUACCUUGAGGUGGAGUCUUUGGUAGAACAAUGUCAAGCACAACUUAGAGAUCCAGAUUCCCCAACUAAGACAGACACGAAAGUAGCAAAUUCACUCCGAGAUGACAAAGCACAGAAGGACACUGAGUUGUCUAAAAGAAGCCACAAUUUGGAUGAAGACCACCUUGAUUGUUCUUCAGAAGAAGAACGUUCUUCCACCAAGAAGUCGGUCCACCAUGCACAUAAGAAGAGCUGUUCUCCAGUGUCUCCUCUGCCUCCCAUGUUCUCCAGAGAGACCAUCAUCUCCUCCAGCGCUCAGUCUCCCACCCCUCGCCUCUGCUGGCCGCCAGUCAGCCCGUCUAGGAGCAUGGUGUUAAACUGUAGAGAAAUUAUGACCUUUCACUCCCUUCGAGCAUAUCCCUACCCCACACCCAUGUACCCCUUCCUCCACCACUCCCUCCAGCCACAGGUUUCCUCCUCACUUAUGGGUUACACGGGGUUGCUUCACCCCUAUCACCCUCUCAUACACUCUGCUCCGUUGACUCAAGACAAUCCCUUCAUUCCUGGUCUAAAAGGAAAGACCACCUCUAUCAGCACAGCUUUAACAGUGUCCAUGUCGGAGGAUCAAGAGAGGAAGCCAAAGGUUCAAGAGGAGAGGGAGAUAUGCUGCAGACACUGCGGUAAACCAGCCCUGGAAAACCCCUGGAGGCCAACGACUGGGUCAUCAACCUCAGGUAAUAUUUUGUACAAAUACACAAAAAUGAAUCUAGACACUCUUAUCUGCCCAGAAUAAAGGU